Molecule: messenger RNA, 1800 nt
Organism: Canis lupus familiaris (dog)
Lineage: Eukaryota; Metazoa; Chordata; Mammalia; Carnivora; Canidae
Gene: NMRK1
Product: nicotinamide riboside kinase 1
Exons: 11
Coding region: 199-882 (227 amino acids)
Cellular component (GO): cytoplasm
Source: RefSeq, a predicted model, not a curated record
CCGGCCGCGGGGGUCGCGGGGGUCGCGGGGGUCGCGGCGGGUCGGCCCGGCGAUCUUGAGCCGCUCGGCCUGGGAGGGCCCGGCCCCGCGCCCGCGACAGCAGAGCUGAGCGGCUGCCCUCAAAGCCUAAUGAAAUCAUGGACUGACCUGGCAUUUCGCUGAGGAAAUUUCAGGAAGACUUGAUUUUCAAAGCUAAUUAUGAAAACAUUUGUCAUUGGAAUCAGUGGUGUGACAAAUGGCGGGAAGACAACACUGGCUAAGAAUUUGCAGAAACACCUCCCAAACUGCAGUGUCAUAUCUCAGGAUGAUUUCUUUAAGCCAGAGUCUGAGAUAGCGAAAGAUACAAAUGGAUUUCUGCAGUAUGACGUCUCGCCUGGAGCAAACUCUAAGCUCAUCCAAUGGGCUCACCUUCCCAGUGACCGCAGUGGACUAGACAGCUGUUUUCUUCUUUCCACUGCUCAUAAAGUGCUUGAAGCGCUUAAUAUGGAUGAAAUGAUGUCCACCAUUUCCUGCUGGAUGGAAAACCCAUCAACAGACUCUGGAAGCACCGAAGAAAUUCCCAUAUUAAUCAUCGAAGGCUUCCUUCUCUUUAAUUAUAAGCCUCUAGACACUCUAUGGAACAGAAGCUAUUUUCUGACGAUUCCAUAUGAAGAAUGUAAGAGGAGGAGGAGUAAAAGGGUCUACAAGCCUCCAGAUGCCUCAGGGUACUUUGAUGGCCACGUGUGGCCCAUGUAUCUAAAGCACAGACAAGAAAUGGAGAACAUCACCCGUAACAUUGUUUACCUAGAUGGAACAAAAUCCGAAGAGGAACUCUUUACACAAGUGUAUGAAGAUCUAUUACAAGAACUAGCAAAGCAAAAGUGUUUGCAAGUAACAACAUAAAGAUGGAGUGCACUGAGUCCUUCCUCAGAUGAAUUAGGAAACUCCAAGGAGUAUGUUUGAGGAUCUUAACCAAGAUACAAUAUGUACUUUGGUAUGAUAACAGUUGUUGGUUCCUUUGUUUGUGUUAUCACACAUGGUUUCCCUGACAUGUGGAACAGUAAACAGUUAUCCACACCACUGGACAGGAAUUUACCUUAAUGACUUGUUUUCCCUCCACGGAGUAGAGAAAUAGCAUAGUUCACAAAUGAGUCAAUUUCUCUAGACCAAUGAUUGUCAAACUUUUCUGAAUGGGACCCAGAGUACAAAAUAAUAUUUACAUCACAAUCCAGUAUAUAUGUAAUCUAUUGUGCUUGUCUAUGUGUGUUUAUGUAGGUAUGUGUAUGUAUGUGAUGUGUGUGUAUAUAUACACACCCCUCAUAUAUCACAAAGCAUUUGCCUUAGAUUCAAUGCACACUGAUAUUUUUCUAUUUUUAGAUUUUCUAUAAUAUUCAUUACCAUCCAAUACCAAUGCCUAUUUCCUGCAAAUAAAGCCUUUGGCAGGAGUAGCAGUCACUUACCAGAGUGUCUUUUUGUGUGUGUGUGUUUUGUUACUCUUUCUUACAUAUAUGUAAAACCAGUGGAUCAUUGUGUUACUUGUGUUGAUACUUUGUUAUAACAGGGAAUAUUUUCUCUGUGUUUUAUUUUUCUGUCAAACCAAUGGUCUAAAGUCACAGAAAUCAGUUACGGUUACUUACAUGAUGUUCCUUUCACUGAAAAGAACAGACAGGAGAUCUGAAUUAUAUAAUAUUUUGAAGCCUCUUUCAAUGCUGGAAUUAAGAUUAUCUACUGUACUGAUCAACCUCUUGUUUUGUAACAGGUGGAUUACUCCCAAUCCUUUAAAUCUUUACAAAUAUAAACAUAUUGUUACAAUAACUUUAA